GUGACCCUUCCGAAUUCCGGUUCUCCCGUCACACUCCAAAACCGGCCAAAAUGUCCCACUCCAAGCCUGUCCUCCCUCAAAACGACAAUGUUGCCCACGCCCUCGCCGGCGCUGGCGGCGGCAUCCUGUCCAUGGCUCUGACCUACCCCCUCAUCACCCUCUCGACCCGGGCGCAAGUCGAGUCCAAGCGGGCCGAGACCGCCUUCCUGGCCGCCGUCCAGAACAUCAUUGCCCGCGAGGGCGUGGCGGGCCUCUACUCGGGCAUGUCAUCGGCGCUCUUCGGCAUCAGCGUGACCAAUUUUGUCUACUACUACUGGUACGAAUGGACGCGCGCCUUCUUCGAGGCGGCCGCGGCCAAGGCCGGGCGCGCCUCCAAGAAGCUGACGACCGUCGAGAGCAUGAUCGCGGGCGCCAUCGCCGGCUCCGCCACCGUCAUCCUCACCAACCCCAUCUGGGUCGUCAACACCCGCAUGACGGCGCGCAAGAACACGGCCGCCGCCGACAAGGACUCCCUCCCCGGCCCGGCGACCGGCAACAAGGUGGACAAGAAGCCGAGCACGAUCGGCACCCUGCUCAACCUGCUGCGCACCGAGGGCCCGCAAGCCCUCUUCGCCGGCGUCGUGCCCGCCCUGGUCCUGGUCAUCAACCCGAUCCUGCAGUACACCCUGUUUGAGCAGAUGAAGAACGCCGUCGAGCGGAAGCGCCGCGUCACCCCCACCGUGGCCUUCUUCCUCGGCGCCCUCGGCAAGCUGUUCGCCACCACCGUCACCUACCCGUAUAUCACGGUCAAGAGCCAGAUGCAUGUCGCCAAGGCCGGCGAGAAGAAGGAGGGCGUCAUGGAGGCCAUCAACCGUGUCAUCAAAGAGGAGGGCUACGCCGGCUUGUACAAGGGCAUCGGCCCCAAGGUCACCCAGAGCGUGCUGACGGCCGCUUUCCUGUUUGCCUUCAAGGACGUGCUCUACGAGUACUCGGUCCGGCUACGCGGCUCUGUGGGCAGGAGGACUGUUGCCGCCUAAGGACCGAGCCUGACUGGGAGGAGCCUUCCCCUCCCCCCUCCACCCCCCCCCCUUUUUUUUUUUUCCGUGGGUACUCGAUGAUUGCUCCACCGUAUAGGAUAAGGAUAUCCAAGACACCACGGAGACACCACCCUCGAGGCACGGAUAGUAUCCUGUGCCGCUGUAGUCGUGGAGACGGAGAGCUCAAUUGGUGGGCUGGAGGAAUGGAAUGUGCGGAACUGAGCAGACAAAGCGGUCCAAGUUUGAACGAUGGACAAUAAUGCUGUAUAACUACGCGUUGAAACACUGUAUCUUUUAGUUGCAGGUGGGGAUGAGGCGGAUUGGAGGAUUUGGGAAGCAAUGACAUUUCGUCU
Molecule: messenger RNA, 1369 nt
Organism: Thermothelomyces thermophilus ATCC 42464
Lineage: Eukaryota; Fungi; Ascomycota; Sordariomycetes; Sordariales; Chaetomiaceae
Exons: 3
Coding region: 51-1016 (321 amino acids)
Cellular component (GO): peroxisomal membrane
Molecular function (GO): NAD transmembrane transporter activity; coenzyme A transmembrane transporter activity; FAD transmembrane transporter activity
Source: RefSeq, a predicted model, not a curated record